AUGUACUAUGAUUGUAUAAGUGGCCAAUCUGUCCUAAAUCAAGGCCAUUGCCAUCCUCGACUAGUUAAAGUUAUGCAAGACCAAUGUCAACAAUUGACUUUAACAUCACGUGCAUUAUAUACGACUGCGUUGGGGGAAUAUGCAGAAUACUUGACUAAAUUAUUUGGAUAUCAAAAAAUGAUGCCUAUGAAUUCUGGUAAAAAUAAAUACGUAAACUCUCGUUAGAAGCGACUCUCGUUAGAGGCGAAUCAAAAAGAGGAUUGAGGAUAGAGACCGAAAUUUUGGCAAAACCGGGACCGAGAAACAGGAAAUUGAAGGAGAAG
Molecule: messenger RNA, 323 nt
Organism: Meloidogyne enterolobii
Lineage: Eukaryota; Metazoa; Nematoda; Chromadorea; Rhabditida; Meloidogynidae
Source: the annotation of a GenBank genome assembly